GCGCAGGCCGUAUCGUCCAAUCUGUUCGCAUAAUCCCGCGAUAAAUCGACUCACUUCUUCCGAAUACUUAAAAAAUAAUAACAAUAGUUCAAAGUUAUUCAAUAUUAAAAAUACUUCUUUAUCAUUUACGACAACGCUCGUAAAUAAUUAUCAACUUCUGAGAAUUCCGCUGAUUCUAAUCGGCUCCGUCCAUUUUCAAAUUCUCAAUUGACAUCACUUAAUUCCGUCUAUUGAAACGGAUUGUCAAUACCGCCGCUGAUCGUUCCCAGAGCCUUAGAAUAAUCAAAGGGGGUUAAGAUACUCCUAUCACCGCAGAAACGCUCGGCUCAUCCUCAUCAGUAUACUUUCAGCAUUGUACACGUAAACUCCGCGACUGAUUCAACAAUUCGAGAGGACUUGUAGUGGAUAACCGAUACGGGAAUGCUUCUGCCCGAUAUAAAUUCAUUGUCAAUGCAACUAUUUUUUCCAUAUCCAUUGAUUAAUCUCAUCUGAUUAGACGCACAAAGUAAUUUACUGUUAUCGCGUGAAAUUGUGGGUCUGUACGUGUCGUCAUCGGUUGCGGUUCGCUGUCGCAAUUUUGUUGUGUAUGUUAGAAUAACAGAAGUGUCUGGAAAUAAGGAAGAUGGCUGGUGUUUCAGUAUUCGAUGAGGUGGAACGAAAAAUAAGCAAACACAGUUUGCGAAUAUCCCUGGAUCUCUCAAAGGAGAAUGAUCCAGAUUCAUCAAACGGAAUGAGAAAAUUCGUGGGAAGUGUCGAUGACAUGAAAUAUGACAACGAAUCAAUUACCUCAACCUCUUGCUGCGCAAAUGGAAGAAACUUCCUGAACUCCUGGUAUUCUGAGAAUCGUAGAGCUGUAAAAGUACUGAAGUACGUCAUUCUUCACUCAAUCAUUCUAGUUUACGCAGUUUUCGCCAGUUUAUACUGGACGAAUCACAACUCUAACUGUGAGCUCGAGUGGUGCAAUGGAUAUGGUAUGCUCCUGAUCCUGCUCGGAGUCGUGUAUUUUAGUCUUCUGUAUUAUUACGUUAUCAAGAGGUACCUUAGCGAAGGUAUCGAGACAGUAUUUUCCCCGAUUACCUCCUGUAUUGGGUCCAUUCGGCAAAGAAGUUGUCUGUCCCGGUCUUUAAAAACAAGCUUCUAUGUUGCACUCUUCAUUGCUCUAGUGAUCUUUUUGAUUUAUGAUACAAUUGACUCCAGAGAUCGCCUCAUAAGUUGCCUGGGUUUUGUUAUAAUUCUUCUCUUUGGCUUCGUAUUCUCGAAACAUCCGACUCAGAUUAAUUGGAGACCUGUCAUAUGGGGCAUAAUUCUUCAAUUUUUAUUCGGAUUGUUAACAAUUCGAUGGGAAAUCGGCAGACAAAUCUUCGGAUGUCUGUCAAAUAAGGUUGCUAUGUUUCUCGAUUAUGCCAAGGACGGAGCGUCUUUUGUAUUCUCACCUGCACUCGUUAAUAAUGGAGUUUUCGCAUUUUCUGUACUUCCUGUGAUAUUUUUCUUCAGUUUUAUGAUCCAAAUACUCUACUAUUGGGGCGCUAUGCAAUGGGUCAUUAUGAAACUGGGCUGGGCAUUGCACUCAAUCAUGGGCACAACGGUUUGUGAAUCAUUGAAUUCAGCUGCCAAUACGUUUCUCGGAAUGACAGAGUCUCCGCUGCUGAUAAAGCCCUAUAUCUCGAAACUCACGACGUCUGAAAUUCACGCAGUCAUGUGCUCCGGAUUUGCAACUGUCUCAGGAACGGUUUUGGCAGCUUACAUCAGCUUUGGAGCACAACCAUCGCAUCUCAUAACAGCGUCUGUGAUGUCGGCACCUGCAGCUCUCUGCUAUUCAAAAUUAUUUUACCCAGAGACUGAAAAAAGUCAGACGACCUUCAAAAAUAUUCCGCUGCAAAAAUCGGAGGAUACAAGUGUGAUGGAUGCUGCAACGAAAGGCGCACUAGCUGGAAUUCCUCUCGUACUCGGAAUUGUUGCGAAUAUUGUGGCAUUCGUUUCCUUCAUUUCUUUCCUCAAUGGAAUUUUAUCAUGGAUCGGAGGUCUUGUUGGUUUUCCUGCAUUAACAUUCGAGUACCUCUUAUCCAAAGCAUUUAUGCCAUUGAGCUGGAUAAUGGGGGUGCCCUGGGACCAGUGCGAAGAUGUUGGUACCCUGAUAGGCCUAAAGACAGUAGUCAACGAAUUCGUAGCUUAUCAGAAACUCGGUGAAUUCAAGGCCCAGGGUAAACUCAGCCCGCGGGUGGAGGGAAUCGCCACAUUCGCGAUAUGUGGAUUUUCCAAUCCCGGAUCAAUUGGAAUAAUGAUGGGGGGAUUGGGAUCAAUGGCGCCGGAUAAACGAGAACAAAUUGCCGCUGUCGCCAUAAGGGCGUUCAUCGCUGGCUCCGCUGUUUGUUUCCUGACUGCGGCCAUCGCUGGAAUACUAAUGAAUGAGGAUUUCUACAGUCAAGCCGUCAUUAAUGGAACAACAGUCAGCCCAGCAAUGACAAGUUGAUAAACAUUUUGUAAAUAUUUUCAAACAGUAUUUCCGAUGAACAGCAUUCAUUCCAAUAAUUUCAAUUGUACUUAAUUUUUCGUCCAGCAUUUCACUUUCGAACAGCAGAAGUUGCACAUUUUAGAAACAUCGCCUAGACAUAUUGAAAAAUCAAAAUCCGCUGACUGUUUUUUAUUAGAAAAUAAAAAUAAAUAUUUUGUAAGAGUAAAUAAA
Molecule: messenger RNA, 2683 nt
Organism: Diachasmimorpha longicaudata
Lineage: Eukaryota; Metazoa; Arthropoda; Insecta; Hymenoptera; Braconidae
Gene: CNT2
Exons: 13
Coding region: 623-2470 (615 amino acids)
Biological process (GO): nucleoside transmembrane transport
Cellular component (GO): plasma membrane
Molecular function (GO): nucleoside:sodium symporter activity
Source: RefSeq, a predicted model, not a curated record